AUGAGGGAUGUUAAUCAUUUACUCUUGCUUCUUUUCUUGUUACUCCACCCAAGUAGUCUUGCUUCAUCUUUGUCUACAACUCCCAAAGCUACCCACCACCAUUGCCUUUAUCACCAGAGAUCUUCCUUGCUACAACUGCAAGAAAACCUUCUUGAAUACUCCUUUACUACACAUUCCUAUUCAAAAGCUGACUUGUGGGACCUGAAAACAGAUUGUUGCUCUUGGCUCGGGGUUGCAUGUAAUGGUGAUGGUCUUGUGACUCAACUUUACUUGAGUGGUCCUGAUUGUCCAAUGCUUAAACUUGAAAACCCAAUCCUUGAAUUGGUUUUCCAGAAUUUGAGUUUUUUAGUCCAGAUCAUUCUAGCUGAUGUAGACCUCUCAGCACAAAGUAGCAGCUGGUGUGAAGCCAUCUCUCCUUUACUUCCCAACCUUAGAGUCCUGACUCUGAAUAAUUGUGCUCUUUCUGGUCCUAUUUGUUCUUCACUAUUCAUUCUUCCUUCCUUAGAGCUACUGGAGUAUUGGGAGAGGCUAACACUGGACUGGGCCUUAGCUGAGGAUUUCUUUGUUGGUUGCUCUGGUCUGGACUUGAUCUUGAAAAACUGGGCUUGGCUGGGGAGAAUUGAAGUUUUGGAAGGUGAUGAUGCCUCUUUUGAACAACUUGUGGAAGCUAUAAGAGAAGCUGCCGAUUGGGAUGAAACAAAGACGGAAAAUUUGCUCACGGAAAAAGUUUUGACAUAA
This is a messenger RNA of Dovyalis caffra, 738 nucleotides long. The record is from the annotation of a GenBank genome assembly. Lineage: Eukaryota; Viridiplantae; Streptophyta; Magnoliopsida; Malpighiales; Salicaceae.